AGAAGACAGUUCCACAUCGUAAGCCGCUCUCACCCGCAAGAGGUUGUGUGCUGCCGUCAAAGUCAAUCAUAUCCUCCUCGCGGAGGACAGAGUGUGAUUAAAGAAUCGCCUUUGUCUUCCAUUACUUUUUUCUGUUCUUAUAGCCUAUCUUCGUAUUUUAGACAUUUCACAGGCUUUGUCUUCAGUGUGCUGCGCGUGCAGUUUGAACCUUGCAAGCUCGCUGUUUUUCUUGAUGAAGGAGCAUGCCAUCGACUGACAGAAAACAGGGAUGUGACCCCAGAGACACUGAUUUCACAUGAAGGAGAAUUUGCUCAGAACUAUGAUCUAAUUUUGAAAAGGAAGACAUCCAUUUUGUCUGAUGAUAUUUUUCGAGGAGGAAAAACUGCCAUUGGAGUUAUGGAGUAGCCUAAUCGUAAAAUUUUAUAGUUUUCUAAAUGAUUGAAGAAUAUCCUGCAUUAAAUAUGUAGCCUGUCUAAUGUGCUACCUAGUAAGGCGAAAAAUAGCAUAUAGUGCACGCUAGGCUGUAGCCAUACAACGGGUCUACAAUAGCCUACCGGCAGUGUAAGGAUAUUAAAAUAAGUCUGUGGGAAGAUGACCCAGAAAUGUGGAUCACUAUGCCAGUAGUGUCUCAAACCUCUCGCUGUUUUUACCGAAGAAUCCAUUUUAUGGAGGAUUAUGAUCUGGCAUAUGAACCAGGACAACCCAGGGUAUUUUAAAUAGCAUAUCUUAAAUUUAAUAUUGCCGGUUUUAAAAGGAACAUUAUUUUUAGGCUAUUAGAUUGUAGUCUAUAGCGCUUUUGAUUUUCAUAAAUAAAUAAACCCAUUGUUGGGGGAAAAACACAGAGAACGCUUUUCCAACUAACGGAUUGUAUACGCUCGAAUAGCAAGCACUAAUGUGAAGACCGAUUUUAUCCGUUUUUUGUAUCGUUAUCUUUUUAUAAUAGGCUACAGAAUGCCGGUUGGACAUUCAGCGGAAGAAUGGAUUUGGAGUGAAUAUUAUUGUAAACGUGGACCUGCUCAAUGGCACUGUGCUUAUCGACCCUGCGUUUGGUCGUUGGAUUCCUGAAUGGGUGUUUUCGUCAGAACACGAUAUAUUUUUGUUUUCUCCUGUCUGACAAAACUAAUAUUUUAACCGACUGUUCUGUUUUUUAAUGCUGAAAUCUUUGAGCCAUGUUUUAUGGCCCUUUCGUGGGUUUCAGUCUGACAGUCGAGUAGGCUAGGCUAGACUCAGUGAACAGAUUUCGUAUUUAUUCUUUUGAAACCGUUUCUUACAAAAAGUGUGAUUUUUGCCAAUGAUGUCGCAUUUUUAAGGGGGGACGGUUUGUAUGUAACCUAAGCCAUUAUUUAAAACUGGCUUUAUAAACGAGUGACAUUUUACCAAGGUGGGAUUGAUGACACACAGCUGGGCAGCGGUGUCAUGCCCUGAAGAUUUUAUAGUGGUCUUUGAGACUCGUUCAGAUAGACUACAUUUAAAAGGAAUUCGGCACGAUCCUAAUUCAGCGUAUGCUAGUUUUUGGCUAAGUCCCCCAGAAUGUGUGAAAAGGUGUUGUAGGGGAGCUCAGCUCGUCGAGAAUCUCCUGGACACGGACGCGGAGAGGGCUAUGAAUCUGAGAUGAUGAUGAUGAUGCUGGAUACACAGAACUCGACCCAGGAGAUUGGGGAGGAGGUGGAGGAAGGGGCCAUCUACACCAUCACCUUGCGGAAGGUGCAGGUGCACCAGACGGCCAGCAAGGGGCAGCGGUGGCUCGGGGUGGAGACAGACUCCGCCCUCAGCCUGUACGAGACCUGCAAGGUGCGCACCAUCAAGGCCGGGACACUGGAGAAGCUGGUGGAGUACAUGGUGACCGCCUUCAGAGGCAACGACUCCACCUACGUCACCAUCUUCCUCUGCACCUACCGCUCCUUCGCUACGAGCAAGCAGGUGCUGGACCUGCUGCUGAACAGGUAUGCUAAGCUGCAGCAGCACUCCAGUGCAGAAGUGCCCAGAAUGACCCACGAUGACCGCACAGAGCUGAAGAACACUAUCUCAUCCAUACUGGGAGCCUGGCUGGAUCAGUACUCUGAGGAUUUCUGGAAGCCUCCGGAGUACAGCUGCCUGCGGCGCCUCAUCUCCUACCUGCACCUCAACUUCCCGGGUUCGGACCUGGAGCGCCGAGCCUGCAACCUGCUGGCCCAGUUCCACCGCCGGCACCGCGACCCGGAGCAGGAGGUUUUGGACCACAGCACCUGCACCUUCACCAUGCUGGAGGAGAACGGCUACGAGGACGAGCGCCCGGACUUCCUGUCCUUUGACCCGGCUGUGGUGGCGGAGCAGUUCACGCUCAUGGAUGCGGAGCUGUUUAAGAAGGUGGUGCCAUACCACUGCCUGGGGAGCAUCUGGUCUCAGAGAGACAAGAAGGGGAAGGAGCACCUGGCGCCCACCAUCCGGGCCACCGUGGCCCAGUUCAACUGCGUCACCAACUGCGUCAUCGCCACCUGCCUGAGCGACCGCGCACUGAAGCCCGCGCAGCGAGCCAAGCUGGUGGAGCGCUGGAUCGAGGUGGCCAGGGAGUGCCGGAUUCUGAAGAACUUCUCCUCCCUGCGUGCCAUCCUCUCUGCCCUGCAGUGUAAUUCUGUGCACCGGCUGAAGAGGACGUGGGAUGAGGUGUCCAGAGAGAACUUCCGAAUCUUCCAGGAGCUGUCAGAGAUCUUCUCUGAUGAGAACAACCACUCCCUCAGCCGGGAGCUCCUGAUCAAGGAGGGGACCUCGAAAUUCGCCACCCUGGAGAUCAACCCAAAACGGGCGCAGAAGAGGCACCAGCAGCAGAGAGAUCUGGGCGUGAUGCAGGGGACCAUUCCGUACCUGGGCACCUUCCUGACUGACCUGGUCAUGAUGGACACCGCCAUGAAGGACUUCAUGGAUGGCGGGCUGAUAAAUUUUGAGAAGAGAAGAAAGGAGUUUGAGGUGAUCGCCCAGAUCAAGCUCCUGCAGCUGGCCUGUAAUAACUACAACUUUACCUGCGACAGCCACUUCAGGGAGUGGUUCUCUGGGGUGGAAAAGCUCUCCGAGGCCGAAAGCUACAGCCAGUCGUGUGAAAUUGAGCCUUUGUCUGAGUCUGCCAGCAACACUCUCAAAGCAAAGAAGAACUCUGGAAUUAUCAAGCGCUGGAGCGAUCGGCAGCCAGCGAGCGCGGAGGCCAGCUGCAGCAGCGCAGGAAGCUCCCAUUCGAAGUCCUUCGACCAGCUGCGUUACGGAUCAGCCCUCGGGGGCUCGGGGGGCGGGGACGGGGGCGACUCCCUCAGCGUCACCUCCGCCGGCUCCAGCAGCUCCGACGUCGAGGAGGUCAACAUCAGCUUCAUCUCCGACUCGCCGGACGCCCACGAGAAGAAGACCUCCACGCCUACAGUAAAACAUUCCAAUUCUACCUUAGGGAAGGGAGGUCUGAUGCCUGAACCCGCUCCCACGUUUUGGGAGUCCACCUCGCUGUCGUCGCUGGACACCUCAGGGAUGGGCUCCGGCUCCGGCUCCAGCAGCGCCUCCUCCUCCUCCAUGUCCUCCACUCCUGUCACGGCCUCCCGCUCCCACAAGCGCUCUGUCUCAGGGGUCUCCAGUUACUCCUCCCUCUCCCUGCCCCUCUACAACCAGCAGGUGGACGACUGCUGCAUCAUCCGGGUCAGCCUGGACGUGGACAAUGGAAACUUGUACAAGAGCAUCCUGGUGACCAGUCAGGAUAAGACCCCAGCAGUCAUCAGGAAAGCCAUGGUCAAACAUAACCUUGACCGUGAGCGACCGGAGGACUACGAGCUCCUGCAGAAGAUCUCAGAGGAAAAAGAACUGAAGAUUCCAGACAACGCCAAUGUGUUCUACGCCAUGAACUCUUCUGCCAACUACGACUUUGUGCUGAAGAAGCGGGGGUUCCCCAAAGCGGGGCGCACCAAGCACGUGGCCAGCUCCACCCUGCCCCGCAUGAAGCAGAAGGGCCUCAAAAUCGCUAAAGGCAUCUUCUGAAAUACCCCCCACGUCACCACCCAAAUCGGCAACAACCCCUACGGAACCCGCCCAGUCCCCCUGGUUUCACCGAAACCCUCUGCUUCUGCAGAGGAGGUCCUCUUAAGUUGGUGCUGAAAAACACCCAGAAUGCAGUGGCCUUGCGUCUGACCGUGCAGUGGCCUCACUUGUGAUUGUGCAGAGAAAAGCAGCGACACAGACUGUGGCACUUAAUUGUUACUGUAGCAAGGUUGGAAGCUGGCUUUGUUUUCCGCACCAGUUCGCCUUCCCGGACAGAACCCAAGGUCCAUGGAGCCCGGGAAUUUGGAGUCCAACUGGGGUGAGGGAUGACCUCACCAUGCCAGGGGAAAGAGAUGCCAAUCCGGUCCCCUCGGUGUGGCUCAGCAGCAAAGUGUGCUGCUUCUGCUGGAGCACUGUCCAGAGUGACAGAGAAUGGAGUCAGAGCCUUACUAAAGAGGGCAUUAUAAAUGCAACGGUGGCAGGUCCCUGGGGCGUCGGCAGGGCCUGCCUCCUCUGAAGCUUUUCUUUGCCUUGAACUCUUCAGUAGAGAGAAGGUGUGGAGAUUCACCUGUUUUCUAACACUAAACUUUUUAUAAUUCUAAGCCUGAAUACUGCCACUUCAAACUCCAACCCCCCCUCUCGCCACACUUAAACAUUCAUGGUCAACAUAAUUUCAUGAAGACAGACAGACCCAGGGGGUGGAGGGGAGUCAGUCCAGUUCUAGUUCAGAGUCAUGCAUGUGUCUGGUUCAUGACCACUACAGCAAGAGAAGUUGGAGCAAUGCACCAAGGUCUCUGGUCCACACAUCUGUGAACUGAUGUCACUUCCUGUGGCCCUGUGCGUUUAUCCUGGGUGGGGAAAAACACAGACCCACGUUCUCGACUUUUUUCGAGGAUUUUUUUCUUCGUGAAGGAUAUGAAUGAUGAAACAAAUGACUGAACAAAUGACUGAAAUGUGUCCAGUUACACAGAAAGACAUUCAGUAACUAAAAUAAUUAACCAUUGCUCUUUUAUUAUUACUGCUAUAAUCAUUGGUAUUGUUUUUUGCUACUUUCUACUCAAGUGGUGCUAAAAAACAUUGGAUAGACAGCAGGCUCAGAGUUAAGCCCUGAUGUCUCCUAACUUUGGAUUUUGGGUGGCAGAAAGUUGUGCGCACACUAGAGACAGAGUGGCUCUCCUGUGAGUGCAGCCUGUGGCUGGAGAAGCAGAUGGCUGUUGGAGAUUCAAUGAUGACAGUUACUGCAGGCAUCGCGGGAGACUUGCCUUCUCCCAAAAGAAGCCCUUUCAUGUAGGAAGGGCCUUUGGACGAGGCCUGCGUUCUCCAUGCUAACCAUCCAAUAGCUUUCAGGCUACCGGCCGUCAACAGGAGCUGUUUGAUGGAUCUCCGCAGCAGUCAGGCUCCAGUCACGUCGCCUGCACGAGGAGAGCGUGCCUUUUUCCUCCCGUGAUGGAAGCGGCCUGCCUGACCCCAAAUGCACUUGAAGCAUCUGUGUGACUGUAAACGCAGGCAGUUGGAAGAGGGAUACGGAGGGGGGCGGGACAAAAAAUGAGCUGCAGGCUGUGAAAUGGGUGUGCAAUUCCAUGUGCUGUGGUGAUGCUAAUGUAAAGCCUUUUUUAAUGUCAGUACAGAAUGAAUGAAAAGUCUACUGACAUGACACCCCCUCCCCCAUUCCACCUCUGCUUUUGUUCCCCAAUAUAUUUGGCACUGUGAAUGCCAAAUCACUUGGCUGGCCUACACUGCCCUCUACUCUCCUUGGCUCUGUCAAGUGAUUAAGGCCGAAUUUCAAAUGGGUGACACGUGUGCACGAACACGCAGACACACGCACGCACACUCAGCAGUUUCCAACUGUCCAAUCCCUAGAGAGGCUGCCAAAGCCAGUGCAAGGGAGAGAUAUCUGAAAGGAGAGAAGCGUUCAGAUGUAUGGAAAUUCAUAAAGUUGUCCUGAACUUAUUUGAGCAAAUGAAGGAUUUUAGAUGAUUGGACGCAUAGUACUGAUGAUGGUAUGAAAGAUGUGGAAAGCGGGGUGUGAGAGAGUUAGAUUUACGAGGGUCAGCUGAUGGUGUUCAGGGAAGGAAGAGAGCGAGAGCGAGAGAGAGAGAGUGAGUGAGUAAAACAGAGAGAGAAACUCCCACAUCAUGUGCCUAAAUCAUACAGCCCACUUGUUGUCCAGGAAGCCGGGUACACAGUGGGUAUUGCCAGGUUUACUCUACGUGUGCCAAAGACCAGGGAGGGUCUGGGGGUGGGGGAGGGGGGUGAGGGGGGUGAUGCUACUGAAGGGGGAACAAGGAGCCAGGAAAGCUCACGAGUUCACAAGUUCCCCCUUCAAGCAGACCGUGACACUGUUCUCCCACCUGGAUGUGUCUCUAUCAGACACCGUUUCCUUUACUUCACUUUUAGACAGGGCAACUGGCCCUAAGCACUUACACCUCUGACAGUAAGACAGAGUAUGUCUCUUUAAAAAAAAAAAAAAAAAAUAAACAGUUCAAUACUGCCGUUGCGCUUUGCUUCUGCAGACAAAUCUUAAAGUCGGAGCCUUUUCAGGUGUGCAGCUGUUCAUUCUGCAUCUGUGUGGCCUAUUACCAUCCUGUGCUCUGUGCUCCUGUGUCUAUCAGGACAGCUGAAAGGACCAUGCAGUUGUUGGCAACUCUGUGUUUGCAGGGGGAUUUUGAGUGAGCUGAGGUUAGAUGUCAUGACCUCUCUCGACACGUAUAACAGCCCAGGACCAUUCAGAAAAAAAUUAUAAUAAUUUGCCUUUGUGUAAUUUCUCCUUGGAGCACUCAUAGGUUUUCAGUUGCUUCACGUUAAAAUAGAUAGCAACUUCGCACACAAGUGGUUAGUGACCCAAUAGUGAUUUAACACAGCUCACAUAUUUUUCUCUGUGUCUCAGCCUUCACCAAAGAUUUUGUGGAAGCAUGGGCUCACCCUCUAAGAUCUGUUUAAAAGCAUUUCACCUUUUCAUCACACAGGCACACACACAGGAGACCCAGCUGGCCCAGGAACAUUUCCAUUUCUCUUUUCUUGCAAACACUUACCUUAAAUCUGGUGCCAUUACAUUCUUCAGCUACAAUAAAAGUAAAUACUUUUCUAGACAACAGCAUUGACAUUGUUACGGAUUGCAAAUUGUUUUUUUUGUUGUUUUUUUCUAUAUUCAGUAUUUUGUUUUAUAUUUUAUAUAACAAAAGACCAUGAUGGAAUGCCCUUUGGAUUUUUUUGUUUGUUUCCUGGCUUUAUUUAUUGAUUUGUAUAUAGUGUUGUUGUGUAGCAUUGUACAUUUUUUCCUUUCAUAAUGUAAUUAGAAAUUAAUAUAUAUAUGUACAUAUAAACACUAAGUUUAUAACAGUAAGUAUGGGUUCGCCUGUCUCUUCAGUCCCUCUUGCUUUGAGUUCUCCCUGCCAGUUUUGUGUCUUUUGUAUUAUGGAGUGAUUGGAUAUCAUUUCCCUCAAAGCACUGUUAAUGAUAUUGGAGAUGAACCCAUCUAAUAAAUCCUACAACGUAGUAAA
This is a messenger RNA of Anguilla anguilla (European eel), 7487 nucleotides long. Its product is annotated as ral guanine nucleotide dissociation stimulator-like. Bases 1612 to 3987 code for a protein of 791 amino acids. NCBI's taxonomy places the organism in Eukaryota, Metazoa, Chordata, Actinopteri, Anguilliformes, Anguillidae. The transcript has 18 exons. Gene Ontology annotation, molecular function: guanyl-nucleotide exchange factor activity. Gene Ontology annotation, biological process: Ras protein signal transduction; positive regulation of GTPase activity. Gene Ontology annotation, cellular component: plasma membrane. The record is from RefSeq and is a predicted model, not a curated record.